GGCUUGCCCCCCACCCCACCUUGCCCACUCGGUCUGGGGGGGCUCGUUAGGCAAAUCACCGCGCCGUCGGGUUCUCUCUCAUCACUCCCGGCCGCUGGCUAUCCCAAGGCUGUCUUGUCGUCGCCGCCUUGCGUCUGUCGCAAACGAAACCUGCUCGUCCGUCCCCGAUCAAAACAGCCCCUACUGCUUCCAUCUCAACCGCGCAGCGCCUCUGACUCGGGUCUCGCGCCCUGUGCCUCGGUCCGACCCCUUCUCUCACCCGCUUCUGAAGGCCACCUGCUCAGGACCCCCGUCCAGCCCCCCUGGCAGGCGCGAGCAGGCCCAGCAGGCCCAGCAGACGGCCAAGCUCUGGACCGUGACGACGCUCCUUGCGCCUGACACUAUCCAGCACACUGUCCAGCUCAACACCACGCUCUUGACAUAAACCCGGCGUCUUCUUGCCGGCGCCCACCGAUCCUGCGACCAAGGUCCAGAGCAGUAGCCCUCCUGCCCUGGGAUAGAGGAUAGAGCAACCAAACGAAUGCCUAGGUCAAGCUUCUCAGAUAACCCAUUGUUACGGGUCUCAAGACCCGUAUCCGCAUGCUCGAGAUGUCGAGCUGCGAAGGUGAAGUGUGAUGGCAAGCUUCCUGCUUGCACCGCCUGCGAGAAGGCUGGCCGCGAGAACGAGUGCUCCGCUGCCAACGACCAGUUUGCUCGUGGCAAGGAGCGGAGCUAUGUGGCCGCGCUCGAGCUGCGCAUCGAGAAGCUGGAGCGGCGGCUGAAUUAUGCUCGCUCGCGGAAGGCCUCGGUCGCUAAUCACGAGCAGGAUGGGCCGCUGUCCAGGGCGCAGCCCCAGGACCGCAAGGACUCGCUCGCGAACAUCAGGGCAGCCAUCCACCGUAAGGCCGAGCGGAAACGAGAAAAUUCCGAUGUCAACUCUUUGAUAUCCGACUUCGGCUACAUGUCCAUCAAUGCCACAACCCGCGACUUUGAGCCCACUCUCAGCAACAUGACCUUUGCUCGUCUCAUCCUGGCGGCUGUGACCAACGACCCCUUGCCCGAGCCGCAGUCUGCGAAUCUGCCAGACAAGCAAGCUGCUCAUACUGUUGUUCAGUACUACAUGAACAAUAUUUACCCUCUGUUUCCGCUGUUCCCCGGCACGGUGCUACUGUCGGCACUCGAGGACAUGUACCAGCAAGAGCGCCACGUCAACAGCGCGAGCAAAUGGCUUGUGUACAUGGUGUUGGCCACUGGUUCCAUGGCCCAGUCGCGGAGCACCCAGGACGAAUUCUACAAGAACGGCGUGGAAUUCGCCUCUCACGCCCUCCAACUGGCCGAUCGAGCUCUUCAGCCUGGCCAUGCCACCCAGAUACAAUCCCUUGCAGUCUUCACUCAGUACGCCAUGCUGGACCCAGCGCAUUUCGACAGCUGGCACUUGAUUGGAUUCACGUGCCGUGCCGUCGUGGACCUGGGCUUUCAUCAGGACCCGCCAAGUCAGAGCCAAGCCGACAGGGCGGCGCUCGAUAUGAGACGCAGGACCUUUUACUGCGUGUACGCACUGGACAGGGCCAUCAGUAUGGUACACGCCCGCGCCUUCUCUUUCAGCGACGAUGCUAUCAGAGUUGACCUGCCAGCCAUGUCUGGCAUAGGGCGGAUAGCCUCUGUCGCCGGCACAAUUACGGGUCCACAAUCGCAUGACCCUGCCAUUCUUCUGUUCCAACUACGCCGCAUCCAAUCCCAGUGGUACCAAACCUUGAUCCAGUCCGAUCCUAGCCAGCCUAUCGAAGGCCACGAUGGAGAUGUCACUUCUUUCAUCUGGCAGAUGUGUCAGGACAUGCGUGAGUGGGAUGAGUCCCUUCCCGAGACUUUACCUAUUGGCAUCCGGGAGCUCUUCGAUCUCGAGUUGAAGUACAGCUACGUCUAUUGCUUAGCACCAAGCGCCCGUGCCCCCGUCAUGACCGCCUACGGGCGGAUGUUGAUUUUUGAGUACGCCAUCGCCUAUCUUGACCACAUCUAUGGCAUCGCGCAUGGAAGUCCAGACCCCAACCCGUCGCUCUACACUUACCAUGAUGCGUUGAGGGUCUAUUUUAUGGGAAGCCAGUUCAUGGCAGUCCUGCGAGACGCCGGUGACUCCAUCCUCGCAGGCGCGUCUGUCCCAAUGCCCAUGGCUUUGCCGGGAAGGGCGCCACCGCCGCCCUUUCCCACACGGACCAGCAACGAUGACAACUUGACGAGGAGCAUUCGCUGCCUAGAGCGGGUCAAGUUGACCCUACAGAAAUAUGGCGAGAGGUGGACCGACGCGCAGAGCUUAAUGCAAAGCUUCAACACGAUUAGUGAAGACCUCUUGGACAGUCUCAAGUCGAAACAGCAGCAGGGCUUUCAGUACGCCGUUGCGGCGCAACAGGCCCAGGCUCAAGCCCAGGCACAGGCUCAGGCCCAGGCACAGGCACAGGCCCAGGCCCAGGCUCAGGCCCAGGCUCAGGCUCAGGCUCAGGCCCAAGCACAAGCACAAGCUCAAGCUCAAGCGCAUGCUCACAUGCACCAUCAGCAUACUUACCAUCAAUCGCCGCCGCCCCGCCAGUACCAACAAAUCCCAGGCACAAUGCCUGGCCACAUGCCACUGCCGGGAUCAGGUCAAAUACACCCCCAGAUGCAUCAUGGACAGUAUACUAUGUCGAUACAGCAGCAGCCGAUGUAUGUAACAACGAGCCCGCCAAUGCAACAAAUGCAAAUGCCUCCCCCUCCCCAGGGGGCGCCAAUGCAUCAUAUGCCCCAAAGGGGCUCACCUAACCAGGACAUCAAGUGGGAAAAUGUCGACAUCUCGCAAAUGAUGGGUGGAGGCGGUUUGUGAGGCAGAGCGUUCGGUCUUCUACUCACCUUGUCAGUGUGUGCUUGAUGCAGCAGUGGUGAGCGAAAGAUGUAUCCUUUUCUUGUGGGGUUUGGUGCCAAGAGGUGGAGAAACAUGGUUCACAGUGAUGUCUACGCUAUUUGUGGGAUAUCUCAUCAUGGUUAACGAAAUGCAUUGAUUGGAGUUGCAUUCUGUCUCGGCUCGUUUCUACUGACCAAUUUCGUGAUUCCGAUGUGGGUCUUGCAUGGAGUAUCCCCAUGUCCCGAAGCCGUGCAUUGUGAACAGUAGUCAAG
Messenger RNA from Diaporthe batatas, 3120 nucleotides. RefSeq lists its product as uncharacterized. Gene Ontology annotation, biological process: DNA-templated transcription; positive regulation of transcription by RNA polymerase II. Gene Ontology annotation, molecular function: DNA-binding transcription factor activity, RNA polymerase II-specific; zinc ion binding; sequence-specific DNA binding. The coding region runs from base 521 to 2830 and encodes 769 amino acids. The record is from RefSeq and is a predicted model, not a curated record. NCBI's taxonomy places the organism in Eukaryota, Fungi, Ascomycota, Sordariomycetes, Diaporthales, Diaporthaceae. The transcript has 6 exons.